Messenger RNA from Racocetra persica, 155 nucleotides. Lineage: Eukaryota; Fungi; Glomeromycota; Glomeromycetes; Diversisporales; Gigasporaceae. The record is from the annotation of a GenBank genome assembly.
GGAAUACCCUGCUUAUCAAACAAAGAUGCUACUGCAUUCCUCUCGACAAACAAGAGUUUCUCCGACAAGAAAUCUGAAUGAUAGAGAAAUUGGGCAUUAUUCGACUAUCUACAAGCCCGUGGAGCUCCUUAUUGUAAUUAUCUCAAAGAAAGACG